Messenger RNA from Heteronotia binoei (common prickly gecko), 2562 nucleotides. Its product is annotated as hyaluronan synthase 1-like. Gene Ontology annotation, molecular function: G protein-coupled receptor activity; hyaluronan synthase activity. The transcript is spliced from 6 exons. The record is from RefSeq and is a predicted model, not a curated record. The coding region runs from base 1 to 2562 and encodes 853 amino acids. Gene Ontology annotation, biological process: extracellular matrix assembly; hyaluronan biosynthetic process; G protein-coupled receptor signaling pathway. Lineage: Eukaryota; Metazoa; Chordata; Lepidosauria; Squamata; Gekkonidae. Gene Ontology annotation, cellular component: membrane.
AUGCCAUUUCCUGUGGCCUCCUCCCCCCGCUGCUUCCUCACCUACUUCCUCUCUUUACUUCUCCUGACCACCAUCUUGGCCUCCUACACUUUGGGCUUCCAACUGGUGAGGCAUCCGCUGAACCUGGCUUCUCUAGGCCUCUAUGGAGCUUUCUUGAGCCUCCACUUCCUGGCUCAGGGAUGUUUUGCCUACAUGGAACUACGCAAGCAUCAGGGACCUGCCCUGCCUUGCAGCUUCUCCAGAACUGUGGCCCUCACCAUUUCUGCCUAUCAAGAGGACCCUUCGUACCUGCGCCAGUGCCUGGAAUCAGCCCGAGACAUGGCCUAUCCAAAGCACCUUCUCUCCGUGGUGAUGGUUGUCGAUGGUAACAGCCCUGAAGAUCAGUACAUGAUGGAGAUGUUCCAGGAGAUCUUUCGUGGUGAAGACUUGGGUACCUAUGUGUGGAAGGGCAACUAUCACAGUCACCCAGAGACAGAGGAACUGAAGGAGUCCCAACAGCGGGAAGUGGAGACAUUGAUCAGGAACAAAAGAUGUGUUUGCAUCAUGCAGAAGUGGGGUGGGAAGCGGGAGGUGAUGUACACAGCCUUUCGAGCUCUGAGGGACUCAGUGGACUACAUCCAGGUCUGUGACUCAGACACCAGACUGGAUUUGAUGGCAACGGUGGAAUUAGUGAAGGUACUGGAGUCCAACGAGCGCUACGGGGCUGUCGGAGGGGAGGUGCGGAUCCUCAACGUAUCAGACUCAUUCAUCAGCUUCAUGAGCAGCCUGCGCUACUGGAUGGCCUUCAACAUGGAACGCGCCUGCCAGUCUUACUUCGACUGCGUCUCCUGCAUCAGCGGCCCCCUGGGCAUGUACCGUAAUGACCUCUUGCAGCAGUUCCUGGAGUCCUGGUAUCAUCAGACCUUCAUGGGUAACAGGUGCACCUUUGGGGACGAUCGGCAUCUCACCAACCGUGUCCUGAGUCUCGGCUAUGCCACCAAGUAUGCCCCCCGUUCCGUCUGCCACUCCGAGACACCUUCCGUCCUCCUUCGCUGGGUCUCCCAGCAGACGCGCUGGUCUCGUUCGUACUUCCGUGAGUGGUCCUACAUGGUCCUGUGGUGGCCCCGGCAAUCCCCCUGGCUGGCCUACGAGGCCAUCGUUUCGGGACUCUUCCCCUUCCUGGUGGCCGUCACGACGCUGCGGGUCCUUUAUAGCGGCCGCCUCUGGUGCUCGCUGUGGAUGCUCAUCUGCGUUCAGAUGGGUGGCCUGGGCAAGGCCUUGUACGCCACCAUCCUCCGCCGCAGUCCCAUCAUGCUCCUGGCUUCCCUCUACUCUGCCCUCUACAUGGCCAUUUUGCUGCCCACCAAGCUCUUUGCCCUGGUCACCCUGCCCUGGGCAGAGGGUUGGGGCACCUCUGGCCGGCUCCAUAUCCGCACUAACUAUUUGGGUCUCCUGCCUCUGCUCGCGUGGUGGGGGACCGUGGUGGGGGGAUUGAGCUUCACCCUCUGUAAUGAGGCUGCGAGAGGCUGGAGGGAUCUGGAAGCGCUGAGCUACGGGUUGUCCGCCUGUCUGGCCCACUGGGGGAUUCUGCUGGGCUUCUACUUGGUGCGAGUGCGUCACGUCUGCCGCCGCCGCCGUCAGAUCUACAGGUUAGAUCGAGCCUGGAGAGCCUGGGAGUGUGGAGAGCUGGGAACUCAUGGAAGGAAUUUGGAGUCAGGUUUUAAUCCGUUCGGUUUUGUUCAAAGAGGCAUUCAAAGUGAGGAGGAGCAGGGAGGCCGGUUCCACGAAUUUUCAGAAUUUCGUUCUCACAAGUCCUGCUGUGCUGUGAGAGGCUCUCAGAAGAAAGAAGAAGCGUGGUUCACACGAGUCUCGCUAAAGAUGCUGGCGGCGGCGUAUGGCCUGGCUUUCCUCAGCGGGCUGAUGUUAAACGGCUCCACCGUCCUCAUCCUCUCCCGUGGGAAAGAGAGAGUCAUUGACCUGAUGUGGUCUCUCAACCUGGCCAUCGUGGAUUUCAUCUUCAUCUCGCUCCUGCCCCUCAGAGUUUGGUCCAUGAGCUCCAGCUUCAAUACCCUCCUGAUACUGAACAGCAGCAUCACCGCCGUACACAUCGUCGCCAGGGCUAUUUUCUUGGCCGCCAUGACCACCUGUUGUACCAUCUCCGUGGCCUGCCCUGCAUGGCUUGAACAACCCCAGGCAUUCUGGUGGGCUUUGAUGGCCACUCUGGUCAUCUGGGCUUUGUCCUUUGCAUUCAGUGUACGUUACGCUGACCUCUGGGAAGCAGUGAUGUUGUCCAGUGACACCCCAAUUGACCUGGAUGGAUGGAUGACCAUGAGACCUCUCUCCACCACUCUCCUGGUCUGGUUCCUGUGCUUGCUCACCUUAAUGAUGAUUUGCUAUAUCCUCCACACAAGCAAGCAAAAGAAACCCCACCACACCUGGUCCAGGGAGCUCAUCAAACGCCCCUUCCUUUUCCUCCUUACGUUUUCCUUCUGCUGGCUCCCUUAUCACGUUCUCUACUUCCUUCUAGUGAUGUGGCUGGACUCACCUGACAAAUCUUCUCCAGGCUUCAUCUCAGGCUGCUAG